Molecule: messenger RNA, 3215 nt
Organism: Glossina fuscipes
Lineage: Eukaryota; Metazoa; Arthropoda; Insecta; Diptera; Glossinidae
Product: probable serine/threonine-protein kinase dyrk2
Exons: 6
Coding region: 177-2771 (864 amino acids)
Cellular component (GO): extracellular region
Molecular function (GO): chitin binding
Source: RefSeq, a predicted model, not a curated record
UUCAUUUCGCUUCGACAACGUUAACCAACAAGUUGUGUAUCGCGCAUCGUUGUGCGUCUGCAACGCGGUUAACAUUUUCAUAACUUGGAUUAUAUUUAUAUUGAUUGGAUUACCCUUUCAUAAAACAUUGGAUAACGCUAAAGCAACUGGGAUUACUUUCGUGAAUUACUGUCAUCAUGAUUGCAAUUAAAUUAUCUAAUUGCGUAUAUUUUUGUGCGAUCAUCGUUUUAACGAUAGCCGCAAUAACAUUAGGACAACAAGAGUCAUUCUUACGUAAACCAUGGCCACAAUACAGUCUGCAUAAUAUGCCAAAAACACAAUUCACAUGUCACGACAAAAUACUUGGAGGUUAUUAUGCAGAUCCGGAGGCUCAAUGUCAAAUGUUUCAUGUAUGCGUUAAAGUUGCUGGAGUUGGGGUAAGCUAUGUACAAGAUUUUCGUUUUCUUUGUCCGAAUGGUACCGCUUUCGAUCAGGAAGCGCAAAUAUGUGCCAACUGGGGUGAUGUCGAUUGUGAUCAAUCUGUUUUAUAUUACGGUAGUGAUAAUUUUGAUUUGUAUCGUUUGGGUUCCGGGUAUGAGAGUAAACGAGCUCCGGCUGCCGAAGAAGAUGAAUCUACUUUCCAUUUGCAACGAGCCGAAAGUGGCGAUAUAAGACGUUUCAAUGAGAGGCGUAUAGAUCAAAAGUCACGACCUGAUCAACCUCCCAACUAUACCAAGCAUUUUGAAAGCGUCACGCGUAAUACAGUUAAUCACAUUGCAAAUACAAAUUACAAGGAGGGGGCAAAACGAAAAUCCGAAACCACUAAGAAACCUAUAGUAAGUUAUUACACGCCUACCAGCACAACUACAGAACAACAUUACGAUGAAUCAAAACAGGAUUUCGAUGAUUUCUUGAAAGGUUCGCAUAGCUCCAAUUUUUUCGUCAAUCGUAAUGGUGGGCAUGAGGAGGAUUACUUAGAGCAUUCUAAAAAGUUGAAACCAAACGAUUUUAGUGACUUCAAUAAGAAAUCUGAAUCUACUACUAUAGGUAAAAGUCGGGUAUCGACAAUUAAGAUUAAACGACCACUUCAGCAGUCUUCAAUUGACUUGAACUUGAUUACCACUCCGACAAGCCCCAAACCAACUAAAAGGGUUACAAUUCAAGCUUAUUCGAAUACGCCAUCGAGUGCGACGAUAUCGACAACAACGUUUAAGCCAUUCCAAAAUAGUUUGAAUAAAAUCAAUUUCGGUUCCAACGAUUAUGAAACACAAGCUAAAAUUCAGCCCACCACUUAUAAUCCGAAUCGUUUGAAGAGCACAACUAUAAAAUAUAAUGAGCUGAAGCGUGACAAGGCUGUUGCUUUAGACAGUUACCAAAACAAAGGCAAUUACCAAAAUAAACCCAUUGGUGGCAAUUCUAGGAAAGUGCAGAAAUUCGAAGAAGCUUUGCAAAAAUCUGAAGAUUUCAAUAAUUUCAAAGAAUUUUCCAGAGCUAAGCCGCAACAACCGCAACCAUUCAAAUCUCAAAAACCAAUAAAGCCUUUGGAUGAUUCGAUUAAAGCCGAACCCCAAUAUCAACGUAUAAGAAGUCAAAGCGUUAGAGGCAAUAAUCAACAGCCGCCGGCACCGUUUAGUGCUCCUCAAAGACAAUCGGCAAGCAAGACAGUAGAUCCUAAUAAAACGAAACUGGCGAUAAACAAUGAUAGCAAACCUCGAGGAUUCGCCAAUCGUGGCAAGAUAAACUUUAAAGCCAGUACUCAGUACGAUUAUUAUGAAAAUUAUCGCACUACUACAAGUGAUCAAAAGAAAUUUUCCACUUUAGUGACCAAAGAUAAAUACACGCCGACCACCUUUAAACCGUUUAAGAAAACUGAUGAGCGUAAUUUCUAUCAGGCUCCGCAAGCUAUAAAACCACAAAAUCUCGCUCACAAAUCGACAAACACUUUGAUCAAGACAAAUAUUGAACCUACCACGGCCAGCCCGUAUUAUAAUCCUGAUGAAGAUGAUGGCCAAUAUCAUCCGGAGUUAUAUGAAUUAGAUUACAGUAGAAAUCGUUUCAAUUUGCAAAGGUCUACAUCAACUACAGGUGGUAUCGUAACCAGUACAACCCCGAGACCUUUCAGUACUUUCCAAAAUCCUGCCAUACAUUUAAAAAGUCAACAGCAUACAUCGUUCCUAAAAGAACAAGAAGCUCUGUCGGAUUUCAGUGAUGAAGAUGAUCUUUUUAAAACGGCUCAGUCAUUGAAUUUUGGCGCGGCCAGUAUUAAUAAGCUACGUGCCGAUAUAAUUAAAGCUGAGAAAACGUCACAACAAUAUAAUUCACAAUAUAAUCCUCAUAAUUCUUAUUUUGCUAGUCCUAACACUACCACUACUACAUCGGCUCCUAAGCACACAAGUACCACAUUAAAUUAUUAUACGCAGCCAUCUAUCUAUUCCAGUACACAAACUUCUUUCAAGCCUAAUGCAUAUGCAGCGGACAAUUUUAUUUUUACUAGCACAACCAGUAUUCGACCUUCGACAAUAGUGUAUAGUAGUAGUAGCAGUACCAGUACAACUACAACUACACCACGUCCUCCACCAGCUUUCUACAAGAAAGGCGAAAAAUCUACUAAUGGAAAAUCUUCGAAAUCUUCGAAAGGACAAAGCAGUAAAAAGACAUCGAAACGUCCGCCACACGCUGAUGAAGACACUAGUUACGAUUAUGCUUAUUACGAUACGGAUACUUUAAGUGAGUCACCGCAAGAAUAUCAAGAUUAUGAAAUUGCAGAAUUUGCUAGAACAAGAAAAAAUUGAACACUAUUCUAAAGCUAAAUAAAGAGCAAAAUAAUGUCGCAGAGAGAGAGAGAGAGGGGGAGAGAGAGAGAGAGAGAGAAGGGAAAAAUUAUAGUAACUCCCUGCAAAAAGUCUAGAUGUUUCUAAAAGAUAACAACAACACUAAUAACAAUAACAACAACAACAACACGAACAACAACAGUAAAAUGACUUAAUCCGAUACUUAAGAUAAUUUUAUGCAACAGUAACUAGCCUUCAUGAUCAUUAAACUGAUGAUGAUGAUACACACACACAUACAUUUUUAAUGGCUUAAGCAAUCAUUGUUUUCCGUUUCCGGUGCCACAUUUAUAAAUAAUCUUGCAAUACAAAAUUUUCACAGUUUCUUAUUCAUUUCAUUCUCUACGCUAUACUAUUCUACUUUAUAUUUGCGCGUAAUCUUCUUUUCUUUUUUUUUUUUCUAGUUAU